GCGUUAAAAGUUCUCAGGACAGCUGAGUAUGCUCCAUUUGUUGUUUUUAUCGCUGCACCAAAUUUGCAGGGUUUACAAGAUCCAGAUGGUAGCUUGAAACGUUUGCUACGAGAGAGUGAAAUUUUACGGCAAGCAUUUGGACAUCUUUUUGAUUACGUGAUAUUGAAUAAUGAUAUUGAUGAGACAAUACAUCAGCUGGAGCUUGUUGUGGAGAAGCUUAAUGCUUGUCCACAAUGGGUACCAGUUUCCUGGGUUUAUUAA
Messenger RNA from Acanthocheilonema viteae, 261 nucleotides. The record is from the annotation of a GenBank genome assembly. NCBI's taxonomy places the organism in Eukaryota, Metazoa, Nematoda, Chromadorea, Rhabditida, Onchocercidae.